Cyprinus carpio (common carp) is the source of this 1392-nucleotide messenger RNA. It is a transcript of the gene churc1, whose product is annotated as churchill domain containing 1. Gene Ontology annotation, molecular function: zinc ion binding. Gene Ontology annotation, biological process: fibroblast growth factor receptor signaling pathway; positive regulation of DNA-templated transcription; multicellular organism development. The record is from RefSeq and is a predicted model, not a curated record. Lineage: Eukaryota; Metazoa; Chordata; Actinopteri; Cypriniformes; Cyprinidae.
GUACAGAGAAGAAUCCACCGAAGAAGAAGACGAACACGGAAGCGUCUCAGUGUUUCUAAUCUGCACUACUGUAUUAGUUUUAUUCGUCUCAUACGAAAUGUGUACUGGUUGUGUGCAGAAACAGUAUCCUGACAGGGGUCAUACCUGUCUGGAGAAUGGUUCAUAUCUUAUGAACUUUCUCGGCUGCGCUAACUGUCACCAGCGGGACUUUGUGCUGAUCAGCGACAGGACGAUGGUGAAUGAAGAUGAGGAGGAGAUUGUCACUUACCUGCAUAUGUGCAAGAACUGUGAUCACGUCAUAGCCAGACACGAGUACACCUUCACUGUGGUGGACGACUAUCAGGAAUACACAAUGUUGUGCAUGUUGUGUGGAAAAGCAGAGGAUUCCAUCAGUGUGCUGCCAGACGAUCCCAGACAAACAGCGCCUCUGUUCUAGAGUAUUUGCCCAGACACAGAGACAGGGAAUUGACUUCUUUGUGAAGAAGCAUGGUUAUGCAUGAUGGAGGGAGCCAUAAGACAUGCAACAUUUUAUAUACGCUUAGCACUGGAGAAGGACAUGCUGUCAGGUUUAAUCCAGAAGAAUAUACCGCAGAAUUCAUUGUGCUCUCUGUUUCUACUGCUUCAGGGAAGGCUCUAAGGUUCACAGCACAGCUCUUACUCAUAAAGAUACAAGAAUUUGAGUCAUUCACAAAUAUUAAACCUUAUUAGGAAUCGCUUGUGUUUUUCUGAUGAUCAUCCUAUGUUUGAUUCACUCAAAGUGUUUCGAACCCUGUUUCUGCCAAAUUGAAAAAUAAAAAAGAUGAUUACAAAUCUUUUUAUCACAAUUCAGACUUUUUUCUUGCAAUUUUGAGAAAAAAAGUCAGAAUUGUGAGAUGUUAACCCUAAUUUCAAGAACGUUUGUUUUCUGCUACAUUAUAAAAAAAUAAACAAGGUAAUUCUGAUGUUUUUUCCAAAUUGUAAGAUGAAAAGUUGCAGUUACCUUGUCUAUUUCAUUCCGUGGCAGAAACAAGCUUCCAUAAAAGUGUUAUUUUAUUUCCCAUGUUAAAAUGCUUUCUCUUAUCCUAUCUUAAUAUGCACAAUGUUGCUCUGUUGCCAAUUCUAUGAGUCUGCAGUAGGAAUAUCUGUUUGACUGACCAAGAUAGGUUAGGUUUGAGUGGAUAAUCAGUUUGUUAAUCACAGAUAGGAUUUUUGUUUCUAUGCAGCACUUAGAUAUACAUAAGUCAAGACUGGAUUAGACAGAUCAAAUAUUUUUAAAAUGGUACACACGAAAAUAGAUUCCUGCUUGUUAUUACUGAUAAUUUCAUUUAAAGUAAAUAUGUCUUACUGUAUUUCCAGUAUUUAUGCAACAGAAUAUUUUGUAUGCUUUGUUUAAAUAAACUAUGAAACAAUGCA